This is a messenger RNA of Habropoda laboriosa, 1139 nucleotides long. It is a transcript of the gene crh-BP, whose product is annotated as corticotropin-releasing factor-binding protein. Bases 126 to 1139 code for a protein of 337 amino acids. Gene Ontology annotation, molecular function: corticotropin-releasing hormone binding. The record is from RefSeq and is a predicted model, not a curated record. The transcript has 7 exons. NCBI's taxonomy places the organism in Eukaryota, Metazoa, Arthropoda, Insecta, Hymenoptera, Apidae. Gene Ontology annotation, biological process: negative regulation of corticotropin-releasing hormone receptor activity; negative regulation of corticotropin secretion; hormone-mediated signaling pathway.
GCGCGUCCCCCCCGCGCUUCAGCAAGAGAUCAGUGACGAAGAGGAGACGGAACAGGAAAAAGCAUCCUUCGUAGACAAGUUCUUGGAAUUCUUCCGUACGCUCACUUCCGGUUUCUUGGAUCCCAAUGAAAGGAAACAUGAUACUGGACAUGUCUGUACGAUGUCUGACCAGGCUGUUACUCGUUGUCGGCCUCCUCCACGCUGUCUCCGCCAUAAUAAAAGGGAACUCUGAUUAUCAGCACUAUCAGCAACAGUUGCCUGGGGAUCACUUUUCAAAGGACUUCUAUCAUCCAGAUUUAAAAAAUGGCUUGUUGAGUUCCAAUAUGCGUUUUAAACCCGUCACAGACUGUAUGUUUGUCACGUCAGAGCCAGGAUCCUUCACAUACACCUCAAAAACCAACGACGAGGAGGUCUGCGGAAUUUACUUCCUAGCUGGGCCUGAUCAAAUGGUGGAGAUCAACUUCAUCACGUUCGACGUGCCAUGUGAACAUCACGGACUAGUUUCGGUGGUCGAUGGCUGGGAAUUAAACGGCGAAGUGUUCCCCAGCGAAAUGGAUCAUCGAUUGCCGUUGAAACAGAGGAGCAGUGAAUUCUGUGGUAAAAAUAUCGGCGUGAAGAGGACGUUUACUAGCUCGCAGAACGUGGCUGUCAUCCAGUAUAGGAUCCCCAAGCCGGGGAAGGGCUUCACGUUGCUCGCGAGAUUUUUGAAGAACCCUAGACCUUGCAACGUUUUGGCAGCAAGCAUAGGUGAACCUUACACGCUACGCAAUUAUGGCCGACGCGUAAAUUGCACCUAUGUUGCGCUCUAUUCAGGCACGGUACAAGUGAUCGCGCUUGGCGUUGGAGUCUCGAAUUUCCUCGGUUCCGUUCGUACCACUGAAACCGGAACUUUGCGAAAAUGUGAUGAAACCAGUCCUCAUGAUCAAGUGGUAAUUGGAGGCAGUUUCGGCUUAGAUACGUCCAAAGUUCAGAUAGUUGAUUCUAUUUGUGGAAUAGACUCUAAACCAGAUUAUCAAGAACUGGUCGAGUAUAGUGUCACCUCUGUGCGAUUGGUAUCGAGUGGUUUUUUCGAAAACUCUGUCACGGUGCAGGUUCAGCCUCUUAAGGACGAGUUGCUCGACGCAAAUCUUAGUAUCUAA